Messenger RNA from Aspergillus mulundensis, 1299 nucleotides. It is a transcript of the gene pex26, whose product is annotated as protein pex26. The transcript has 2 exons. The record is from RefSeq and is a predicted model, not a curated record. Bases 1 to 1299 code for a protein of 432 amino acids. NCBI's taxonomy places the organism in Eukaryota, Fungi, Ascomycota, Eurotiomycetes, Eurotiales, Aspergillaceae.
AUGGCCGAUGAUGCCUCCGGCAUGUCGGCGUCCACACCCGCACUCUCGCCGUCAAAGCUCUGCUCAAGGACCUACAAGAAAGCUUCACAGCUCUUUCUGACACGGCGAUUACAAGAAGCCCUCGUUUCCAUAGAGCCCGUAAUCACGGCCAAGAGCGGCAAUGACGACCCGGAAGCCAAUGGCACCAGCCUGCCACCAAUCGCUACAGUUCCUGCCACCUGGCGGAUCAAAAUUUGGAAUCUGUAUAUUACACUUCUAAGCGCUAUCAUUGAUCUGGGUCCGGAAGAAGGGAAGAAGACAAUUGGGCAGAAAGAAUGGAAGGAUGUCUCCACGCAAGUUCGCGAUGGAAGCAUCUGGGAGAAGGUGGUGCAGAUGGGCUACCAGGGCCGAGAGGGAUCGAUUGAUGCGGAGGUUGUCUACAACUUGGGUACACUUCUUCUGAAUCAUUCUCCCUCGCAAACAGUCAAUCAGCAACGACUCGAAACCUACCUCUCGUCAUACGGACAACCGAACCUCGAUAUCGAAGAGCACUUGAACUCUCCCACCAGCUCCCAACGACACCACAUACGUAACGGCGGCACAGAUACGCCGAAAGACCUAGCUGCGCGAGUUAGACUCAUCGAGCUCUUUACGCUCCACGUUCUACCGAGAAACGAAGAGUGGGAUUAUGCCCAAGAGUUUAUCAGUUUGAGCGAGGUCCUCGACGAGGAGCGAAAGGAAGUCUUCUUACAGACGCUGGACGGACUGAAGGAAGAGAAAGAGCAAGGCAAGCUGCGCGCUGCAGCCCUACAGCGCGAAAAGGACGCCGAGCUAGAGAGACAAAUGCAGGAGGCUGAACGACAAAAAGCGGAGGAGGCUGCGGCUGCAGAAAGAGCUGCCCAAACUAAGAGCCACAAGCGCAGCGGUAGUGAGGUAGACUACGGGAUCGAGAAAAAUCAUCCAACCGGGAGCCUCCGAGGUAAAAAGGGCGAGAAGGCAGGCAGCAGUAAAGCCGGCUCUUCGUCAAGGACGGCCCUCUCACCUCCCAAUUCAAAGAAUCUCAAAAAGCCGGAAAAGCCCGAGACCCGGGCGAGGCAAUCACAAGCCCUGGCUACAGUGCUGCGAAACCUCGUACAGUAUCUGGGCAAUUCAAUAUCCAAGAAUCCUCUUUCGUUCCUGCGAUCAGUGCUGUUCCUCUUGGGUAUCGUCUUUGCCCUAAACAGACCGAACGUCCGGGAGCGGAUCAAGAGGAUAGUUGGGUCUGGAUGGCAGAAGGUCAGGGGAACUGUCGGGAUGGGCGUCAAGGUGAGUUAUAUAUGA